Messenger RNA from Abrus precatorius (Indian licorice), 2652 nucleotides. RefSeq names its product G-type lectin S-receptor-like serine/threonine-protein kinase LECRK1. Gene Ontology annotation, biological process: protein phosphorylation; recognition of pollen. The record is from RefSeq and is a predicted model, not a curated record. NCBI's taxonomy places the organism in Eukaryota, Viridiplantae, Streptophyta, Magnoliopsida, Fabales, Fabaceae. The coding region runs from base 108 to 2480 and encodes 790 amino acids. Gene Ontology annotation, molecular function: protein serine/threonine kinase activity; ATP binding. The transcript has a single exon.
UUGUGGUCUUUGAAUGAGUCUGCAAACGUUUACAUGCGCUGUAACAAUCCGGGGGAAGGCUCUUCAUAUAAACUUCUCUGUUCUUCCCUCACACCAUAGAAACUGCAAUGUCUUUAGCUAUGUUUCUGCCUUUCAUUCUUGCACUAGUCUUACAUCUUAAUGGCUUACAUGCCCAGAAUUCCAUGGCAAUAGCAUUAAACACAAGCAUCACUGCUGGAUCAAACUCCACUUGGAAGUCACCCUCUGGUGAUUUUGAAUUUGGAUUCCAUCGUCUUCCAACUGGUCUUUUUCUUGUGGGAAUAUGGUUUGGGAAGAUCCAAGAGAUAACAUUUGUAUGGUACCAUAGUCCCCCUGUGGAACCAAGUUCCUUAAUCGAUUUCACUUCUUUGGGACACCUUGUGGUAACACACCCAAAUGGAUCUAUUGCUCAGACAAUAUAUGAUGGAGGAAGCACUGCAACUUCUGCACACAUGCAAGAUGAUGGCAAUUUUGUCAUGAAGGACUCCAACUUAGGAUCUGUUUGGGAGAGCUUCAACUCUCCAGCUAACACAAUCUUACCGGGUCAAACCUUGCAAAGUAAUCAAAUACUCUACUCUAAGGGGAAAGGAACUUCAAACUACUCAAUGGGAAACUUCAUGCUGCAAAUGCAAGGUGAUGGGAACUUGGUGCUAAAAGCAUACAAAUGGUCAGACCCUGCAUAUUGGUACACUUUAACCACAUCAUUCCCAAAUGCUAAUUUGGUGUUUGAUGCUACUACUGCUUCCUUGUAUCUUGUUAGUGGCUCUAGGAAUAUUUUCAAUGUAACAAACAAAGCUCCAACCCCAGUAAAUGAUUAUUAUCACCGUGCUACAAUCGAUGAGAAUGGCAAUUUCCAUCAAUAUGCAUAUCACAAAAGAAAUGGCACUGAGUGGAGGAAUGUUUGGAAAGCUGUUGAGGAUCCCUGCAGAGUGGACGCUGUAUGUGGUGUGUAUGGCUUGUGCACUUCUCCUGACAAUGAAUCAGUGAAGUGUGAUUGUAUUCAAGGUUAUAUCCCAUUGGAUCAAGAAGAUUUGUCCAAAGGGUGUCAUCCAGCAGCUGUAAUCAAUUACUGUGCUGAACCUUCUGUGAUGAACUUCAAGGUGCAGGUGUUUGAGGACACUGAUUUUCAAUUUUAUCCAGAUUUUUCUCACCAAACAGAAGUUGAUUUGGAAGGUUGUAAGAAGUCUGUGAUGGAAGAUUGCAAUAUCAUUGCUGCAACUUAUAACGCUUCAACCUUUACAUGUGCCAAGAAGAGCAUGCCGUUGCUGAAUGCUAGAAGGAGUUCAUCUUCGAAGGGACAGAAAGCACUUCUCAAAGUUCCUAACAGUGUUGAGUCUAGAAUAUCUAAAGUUUCCAAGAAGAAGAGAUUUAAUGUGAGGGUUUUUUUGAAGGUUAUGCUUGCAGUUAGUGCCACUUUUGCCUGUUUCUUUGGUGCCCUUGCUGUUUACUAUCAUCCUUUUGCUCAGAGACUAACAAGAAGAAGGAAGUCUCUGAAUGCAGCUGCUAUUGGAAUCAACUUCAGGGAAUUCACAUUCCAGGAGCUGCAUGAAGCAACGAAUGGAUUCACUAGGAUUCUUGGUAAGGGAUCUUCAGGCAAAGUCUUCAGUGGAACUUUAAUAAUAGAAGAUGCAGAAAUUGGUAUUGCAGUAAAGAAACUGGAAAAGAAUGUUGAGAAAAGUGACAGUGAGUUCAUGACUGAGCUCAAAAUUAUUGGCCGUACCCAUCACAGAAAUUUGGUGAGGCUUUUGGGCUUUUGCAUUGAGAAUAACCAUAGACUUCUUGUGUAUGAGUUGAUGCCAAACGGAGCACUGUCCAGUGUUUUGUUUAGAGAGGGAGGAAGACCACAUUGGGGUCAAAGGAUUGAAAUGGCUCUUGGCAUUGCAAGGGGCUUACUAUACUUGCACGAAGAGUGUGAGACCCAGAUCAUACAUUGUGAUAUCAAGCCCCAAAAUGUGUUGCUUGAUGCCAAUCACACCGCAAAGAUAGCAGAUUUUGGGCUUUCCAAGCUUUUGAAAAAAGAUCAAAGCAGAACAAGCACUAAUUUACGAGGGACAAUAGGGUAUAUAGCACCUGAGUGGCUAAGAAGUGCACCAAUAACCGCCAAAGUUGACAUAUACAGCUUUGGGGUUAUGUUACUAGAGAUUAUUUGCUGCAGGAGGCACAUUGAGUCGUGCCAAGAUGACAUAGAUAGCCUAGAGGAUGAUUUGGUUCUUUCGAAUUGGGUUUUAAGAUGCAUGGUGUCUAGGAAACUAGAGCAAGUAGUGAGGCAUGAUUCAGAAGUGCUCAAUGAUUUCCAGAGAUUUGAACAAAUGGCCUUGGUUGGAUUAUGGUGUGUUCAUCCAAACCAAGCUCUUAGACCUUCAAUGAAGCAGGUCACACAAAUGCUGGAUGGAACCCUGGAAGUUGGGGUUCCUCCUUUGCUUUAUGAUCAGAUGAUGGCAAAUUCAGAUCAGGGAUUAUAGUUUGUCAAUGCUGUAAUAACUUGAACGAGCAUUUUUCAAGAGUUUUACUAGUGUUUAGAAAACUUGGACUCAUUGCAUGUAUCAUGUAUGUUCCUGGUGAUUAGUUUACAAUCUUCUGCUUUUGGUUGAUUAGUUUUAAACUUCUUAUACAAAAAAAUAUUUCCUUUUGCCU